Molecule: messenger RNA, 3261 nt
Organism: Zonotrichia leucophrys gambelii
Lineage: Eukaryota; Metazoa; Chordata; Aves; Passeriformes; Passerellidae
Gene: KDF1
Product: keratinocyte differentiation factor 1
Exons: 5
Coding region: 238-1500 (420 amino acids)
Biological process (GO): keratinocyte development; regulation of epidermal cell division
Cellular component (GO): cell junction
Source: RefSeq, a predicted model, not a curated record
GCACCUGGCCCAGGUGAGGCGGGGCCGGACGCGCUCCCGGCUCGCAGGGAAAUCCCACCCUCUGAACAAUGAAGAUCUUAGACCCUGGCUAACUCUGAGUGCUGCAAACCCCUCGUGGAUCCUUCCUGGCUCCUCUGGAGCAGAUGCUGAGGCUCUCUGGAGGGACCUGCAGUCACUCCCCGUGCCUGUGUGAGAGCAGAGGAAGCUCCCAGCCAUCGUGUGCCCCAGAGCCGAGCCAUGCUGGGCCGGAGGAGCCGCCUGCCCCCCGAGCUGAGCGGCGCCCGGCAGAGGGAGCAGCCCUGCCCGGAGGCCGUGCCCCUGCGGGCCCGCGCAGCCAGGGACUCCAGGGACAGCAGGGACAGCAGGGACACGGAUGUCAGCCUCGAGGUGCUCAGUGGCUCCGAGAGCAAAGCCGGCCGCGGCCGCGCGCAGCAGAUGCGGGACAGGAAAGGGCGCAAGGCCGAGCUCAAAGACCCCAACGGCCGCGAGGCAGAGACCAUCACCUUCAUCUCUGGGACAGCAGAGGCUCCCCCAAACCAGGGCUUCUGCUGCUCCUCCCUGUCUCAGGCCUGGAACACGUACAAGGCUGUUUUCUGUUGCAUAGUGACGUGUGGGGGCUGCUUCCAGGACUGCAGUGUCUGCAUUCCCUACCCAGGGCCCGCUGAGGCCUCCACAGAUGAUGGCAAGAACGGAGACUACAAUGGGCGGCUGCCAAACAGCCCUACCAACACCUCUCCUGCUGAGAAGAACGGGAACCAGAUCAAAAAGUCCAGCAUGGGCAGCAGUUUCAGUUACCCAGACGUGAAGCUGAAGGGCAUCCCUGUCUAUCCAAACAGGAACACCAACCACCACGUGGAAUCUGAUUCCUGCUGCAAGGAGCUGCUGGAGAAGCCCUUCAGGAACAGCAUAGAAAAGCCAGCGCUCCCCAGCAGCCACCGGAGCUCAGAGGAGUAUUACUCCUUCCACGAGUCCGACGUGGACAUCAGCGAGCUGAACGGCUCCAUGUCCAGCAGGCAGAUCGACGUGCUGAUCUUCAAGAAGCUCACGGAGCUCUUCAGCGUCCACCAGAUCGACGAGCUGGCCAAGUGCACCUCGGACACCGUCUUCCUGGAGAAGACCAACAAGAUCUCGGACCUCAUCAACAGCAUCACUCAGGACUACAACCUGGACGAGCAGGACGCCGAGUGCCGGCUGGUGCGGGGCAUCAUCCGCAUCAGCACCCGCAAGAGCCGCGUGCGGCCCCACAUCUGCAGCCAGGGCCAGCAGGACGCGUCCGGCCGCGGCACCGCGCCCGACAGCGGCAACGAGACCAUGCUGGAGUCCAUGGUCAUCAGCCAGGACGAGCUGGCCGUGCAGAUCUCGGAGGAGACCCCGGCGGAUGUGCUGGCCAGGAACAUGAGGCGGCACAGCAGCGCAGGCUCUCCAACCAGCAGAGAUUCCUCUUUCCAGGACACAGAGACUGACUCCUCAGGGGCACCUCUGCUCCAGGUGUACUGUUAAAGGACCUGAGCAGCAGGAGGCAUUCCAGCCUGUGCUGCAGUCACAAUCCUCCUCCUUCCAUGUGGAGUGUCUUGUGCCAAGUUUAAUUUUUUUUUUCUCAGUCUUCCCUGAUCCUUACUGAAGCCAGAUUCCUCCUGCUGUCUGAACUUCACUGAAUAUUUUGGUUUUUAUGGACAAUCAAGGAAGCAAACUGCAGAACUAAUGAACUUGGAGGUGGAAUGUGUGCCCAGGGAGGAGAAGAUGGACAAGGAAGUAGCAGAGAACUUGUGCCUCUGUGAUUCCUGUAAAUCACAGUUAGCUCCAGCAGCUCAGGGGCUCAGCCCUUUCCCUGCUUUGAGGACCUGUUGUACAGUUCUGCUUCCUGCAUUGCCUGAGUGAACUUGGAUAGGGAAUAACUGUGGUGUCUGUGUGGUGGUGCUGAUGUUGAGGUGCAGGCUGAAUCCUGCUCUGCAGGGACCCAAAUCUCUAUGUGAAGUGCCUGUGUUGGUCCCACCAACCCAAAGUCUUCCACCCGUGGUGUUUUCAGUGGGCAGCUCUGCCUUUCCCUGCGGAGCCUUGGUGUCACCUGCUGCUGCCUGAGGAGAAGGUUCAGCUUUGUGGGGCUCAUUCAAUUUGUGCCUCUUGGCUCAUCCCCUGAUUCAGGGCUAGUGCUGGGGUGGCUGCAGCAGGAGGAAGCUGCAUCUGUGGUGCUGCCACUUGGUUGUUUAUCAGAGAGUAAACACGGCGAGCCAUGGGACUUGUUUGGAGCUUUGGGUGCCCUUGGACAUGAACAGAAAAUGCUUCAUUUAAUUCACCAGCCAUAGGAUAAACACACCCACUGGAUUUUGGGGAGAGGGAAGCCCAGACAGGCCCUGGGCUUCCAUGUGGACCAUGUUUUGUGCCUUAGAUGGACUGGAAUGUGCUUCAGUUGGACUGAAAUGUGUCUUAAUUGAACUGAAAUGUGCCUUAGUUGAAAUGUGCCUGUAUUUUAUAGCUUGUGAUUGCUCUUCAGAGGUUUGGGCAGGGAGGAAGGAUUUAAUUCCUCUCAGGAGCUCUCAGGCUUCUUUAAAAGGCCAAAACCCUUUGAAAUGGACAGUUGCAGUCCCUGUUAGAGCCUGUUUCUGUAAAUCACUGGCUGUUUUCAGAGUGUGCUUCCAGGAAUCAGGGGCAUUACUGAGACCACACCUGGAGACACUGACAGAGAUAUUUGAAAGACGAAGGGAAGGGACCGAGCCUUGGAUUUGGCUUCCCCUCCCUGCUUUAUGUUCAAAGCUGUUGGUUGAUGAGAAAUCGAGUUCAUACAAGGGAAAGACUUGAAGCAAGGCCAGGCUGGGACUCCCAGGGGAGCUGUGUGAGGUCACCUCCCUCCAAAUGCUGCCCGUCCUGAGGGACCUGCUUGGCUUCUGCUUCUCCUGGGUUUGUACAUUGUUAUUUGGACAAGUUUCCUCAAAGCUGUGUGCUGAGGUUCACGUGGGUCACACUGACACAGCUCUGUGGGCUGAGCUGGAAACGAGGGGUGAGCUGGGCUUGCAGAGAGCUGCAGUCCCUGGUUCAGAGCAGAUCCACAUUUUAGUGGCUGGUCUGGGUGUGAAGAGUGAGCAUGUGGGAGUUAAACUAGCCAAAAAAACCCCAAACCCCCCAAAAACUCACCCUGAGGAAGACUGUCAACUCGAUGGUCCCUGAAGCUGGUUCACCUGUGGUGUCUUAUGGGAUUCUUUUGCACUCAUUGGCCUUAAAUAUUAUGGUUUGGUCUUUUUUAUAAAGUAAAAGUUGUGCUCUUUG